GCCUUGGCACUUACUAUCGACCUCCUCAUCAACCUCUCCUGGAUCUCCUACAUCACCUCGACUCCUCCCUCCCUCACCGUUCUUUACACCGCUCCUCUCGUGAACACUUGAUCUACCUGCGGAACUCGACCACAACGAGGACGACCUCCGCAACGUGUCGCACGAUCAGCUGAACGGAGACCAUUCGAUGAGGAUCCGAAUAUGACCACGCACGAGCAGCUUGCUGCGGACAAAUUGGCUCCAAGGUUAAGGGGAUUGUCGAGAGACGAGAUUGAGAAGUGCCAUUACGAAGUGCCCAAGGGAAUCAAGCUACGACUUACACUCCCCUCCAUCGCUGGCAGCGCUUCCAUCCCGAGUAAAGGUGCGAACGUGUUCGAGAUCAUCUCCCGUGGAAAGAUCCGCGAGUUGGGACUCGUGGCCGUCUUCGAAAUGGUAUCCAGCACUGCCAUCGCUUUGAGAUUGUAUAUAGCACUGCUUCGAGAUCGGAUGCAGCACUGCUUUCAGGGCGGCCUGUGUUCAGGUCAAUUCAUGGAUUCGCAGCGUUUCGAUGUCUCCUACCUCAACGUUCGCAGAGACCAUGAAGUUGCCUUUCGCAAGUUUAUCCUCGCCUUCUCCUACUACGCCAUGUUGUCGUCCACCCCAUCAUCUCUCCAAUUUGCCAUUGGCAAUGAGAGUUUCUCGGCGGUCAGGAUGGGUGCGGUGUUGAAGAUUCAGAUCUGCCCGAAUUGCAGUCAGAUCUGCCCGAACAUGCCUGAGGCACACCAAUAUCUGAAUCGGGUUGACUUUCGCGGGGAAGCACCUCCAUCCGGCGGGACCUUUCAAGUUGCUGUUGAUCCUUUUUCCGUCCUCCCUCUCCUCCGACACCUCCACCGAUCAAUCUUCUCCGCCAACAUCUCCACCCCGCCGAAGUCUUCAACCCGCCGAAGUCUCCAACCCGCCGAUGUCUCCACCCCUCCGACACAUCCACCCCGCCGAUAUGUCCAUAUCCUCGAUCCGCCACUCCAAUGUCCGUUGACCACUCCUCCCCCUCGGAUCCUCCAUUCCUCCAAUCCGCCGACCCCUCCACCUCCACGACUCCUCGUGCGCUGCUCCGCCGAGACUGCCACGCCUUGCGAAAUGCAGCCGCCUGGUGCCACACGCACUGGAACUACGGAUUAUGAUGAUGGGCAUGGGAAUGCAUAUGAGGAGGAUGAGAGAGGACAUGAGCGCGGCGGAGAUGAAGACGGUAGUGGAGGCGAGAGAGGGCAAGAAUGGUACUUCUCUGCCCGCACGUUCACUGCUAUCGAAUUCGGCACGCAACACUCGACCUUGCAGCGCCAGGAAGAUGGAAGACACCUACCGCCAUCCAGCGCACGGCGGCUUGCGUCCAAGCACAAAUCCAUCAUUCCGAAGUUGGGAGAAUCGACCGCCAACGUCUUGCAGAAGCGCCAGCUCUUCGUAGCGUCGAGGGACGGUGAAGCACCACCAUAUUGGCGAGCAGGACCUCGCCGAGCUGUUUCGCGGAGAAGCGUCGGUCGACUUCUUGUUGGCCUCGUCGCAGCGAACGAAGCAGGAUCGGGUGCAUGUCGAUGGCUUGAGGAGCCGAGUGCACGAUCUUUGCGGACGAGAACUGGUCGCAUCAAGGCGAUCGUCUUUCUGCCUCAAGUGUACGCCAUGCUUCACAGCAACCCGGGAGGAGCUUACCUAAGACCACCGAAACAUGCUGCUCCUACGAAGAGACGUCCAGACGACUAA
Molecule: messenger RNA, 1734 nt
Organism: Zymoseptoria tritici IPO323
Lineage: Eukaryota; Fungi; Ascomycota; Dothideomycetes; Mycosphaerellales; Mycosphaerellaceae
Exons: 8
Coding region: 202-1734 (510 amino acids)
Source: RefSeq, a predicted model, not a curated record